Messenger RNA from Pipra filicauda (Wire-tailed manakin), 4804 nucleotides. RefSeq names its product leucine rich repeat LGI family member 2 (gene LGI2). Lineage: Eukaryota; Metazoa; Chordata; Aves; Passeriformes; Pipridae. Gene Ontology annotation, molecular function: protein binding. Gene Ontology annotation, biological process: inhibitory synapse assembly. The record is from RefSeq and is a predicted model, not a curated record. The transcript is spliced from 8 exons. Bases 1 to 1620 code for a protein of 539 amino acids.
AUGGCGGUGCCGCUGCGGUUGCUGUCCGCGCUCUGCACCGCCGCGCUCGUCCUGCCGCCGCCCGCCGCCCCGCGCAGGGCCCCGCGCUGCGGGCCGCCCUGCAGCUGCUGGCGGGAGUCCGCGCUGUGCGUGGGGGCCGCGGGGGCGCCGCGCAGCCUGCCCGCCGGCCUGGGCUCCCUGAGCCUGGUCAACGGGACCUUCUCCGAAGUCAAGGACAGGAUGUUUUCCCACCUGCCCUCCCUGCAGCUGCUCUUGCUGAACUCCAAUUCCUUCACUAUUAUACGAGAUGAUGCCUUUGCUGGUCUCUUCCAUCUAGAAUACCUAUUCAUUGAAGGAAACAAAAUUGAAACCAUUUCAAGAAAUGCAUUUCGUGGCCUUCGAGACCUGACUCACCUUUCUUUGGCCAAUAACCACCUCAAAGCCCUGCCAAAGGAUGUCUUCAGUUAUUUAGAUUCUUUAAUUGAACUAGAUUUAAGGGGAAAUAAAUUUGAGUGUGACUGCAAAGCCAAGUGGUUGUUUUUGUGGUUAAAGAUGACAAAUUCCACUGUUUCUGAUGUCCUGUGUAUUGGUCCAGCAGAAUAUCAGGAUAAGAAGUUAAAUGAUGUGACAAGUUUUGAUUAUGAAUGCAUCACUACAGAUUUUGUUGUUCAUCAGAUUUUGCCCUACCAGUCCGUUUCAGUGGAUACAUUCAACUCAAAGAAUGAUGUGUUCGUAGCCAUUGCACAGCCCAGCAUGGAGAACUGCAUGGUGCUGGAGUGGGAUCACAUUGAAAUGAAUUUCAGGAGUUACGACAAUAUCACAGGUCAGUCUAUAGUGGGAUGUAAAGCCAUUCUUGUUGGUGACCAAGUCUUUGUGGUGGUGGCACAGCUCUUUGGUGGCUCACACAUUUACAAGUAUGAUGAAAGCUGGACAAAGUUUGUCAAAUUCCAGGAUAUUGAAGUAUCUCGAAUUUCCAAGCCAAAUGAUAUAGAGCUUUUUGAGAUAGACAGUGAAAUGUUUUUUGUCAUAGCAGAUAGCUCUAAAGCAGGUUUGUCAACAGUGUACAAGUGGAAUAACAAAGGAUUUUAUUCGUAUCAGUCCCUUCAUGAGUGGUUCAGGGACACCGAUGCUGAGUUUCUUGAUAUAGAUGGGAAAUCACAUUUAAUUCUCUCAAGCCGUGCCCAGGUUCCCAUUAUACUCCAGUGGAACAAAGUCUCCAAAAAGUUUGUCCCACACAGUGAAAUCCCCAACAUGGAAGAUGUCCUGGCUGUGAAGAGUUUCAGGAUGCAAGAUAACCUGUACAUCACACUCACGAGAUUCAUUGGUGACUCCAGAGUUAUGAAAUGGAAUAGCAAACAGUUUGUGGAGAUACAGGCUCUUCCAUCCCGAGGAGCCAUGACACUGCAGCCUUUCUCCUUCAGGAACAAUUACUACCUAGCCUUGGGAAGUGACUAUACCUUCUCCCAGAUUUACCAGUGGGAUGGUGAAAAGAAGAUAUUCAGAUUAUUUAAAGAAAUCUAUGUGCAAGCACCACGAUCUUUCACAGCUGUGUCAACAGAUCGAAGAGAUUUUUUCUUUGCCUCUAGUUUUAAAGGAAACACUCAAAUAUUUGAGCAUAUCACCAUUGACUUGAGUUCAUGAAAAGCUGCUGGAGUGAAAUUUAUGUAGAAUGACAUUUAUACACAAAAUAAACAAAAAGAGACCUUUCCAAAAUCAGGGUGCACCUGUGGACUAUGAUGACAUUUUCUGAACUUUUCAAACUUGCAUAUUAAUCAGGGACUGCCUUUACUUGGUUACUGCAUGACAUGUCCAUUUUAUCCUUUUUCCAAGACAUUUUGCAAUCUGCACUCAUUCAAAGAGCAGUGCAGUGCAGGAUUAAUAUUGACAUCUAAGAGAAUGAUCUAAAUUUUGUUCAGAAAACUACCUUGAAUUGAACAUCUCCUAAAAGAAAGUGAAGAGUAAGCCAUACAAAGCAUAGAAAUUAUCUUGACUCCUAAACUAACAUGUUAGUAAUGAUUUUAAUACUAGAGCCAGUUCUUCAUGGUUAUUGAUGAAUUGUAAAAACAAACAGGAACAUUCCAGAAUACAUUUUAUUUUGGUUUCUUGAGGUCUGCCUUUGUGGUUUGUAGUAAAUCUGAGGCAUUGUUUUAAUUCAUUGUAGACUAGAGAGUAAGUCAAAAUCAAUUGCCAUUUUUCUUCCAUUCACUUUUUCAGCAUUAAAAUGUGCAUAACAGGUAGCCCAGCCCACAGUAACUGGGUAGCCAGGAAAAGAAGAGUGUGUCACUUUCAGACUACAAGGUCUUAACCAGUUAAUACAGACAGAAAAUGCCAGAGGUCUGCGUGAUGCCAUGAACGAAUCCACUCUCUGUUUUAAUAGGUAUUCCAGAAAUCCAUCCUAAUUCAUUCUGCCCUAAUUUAUGCUUUUCCUGAUGAUCCUAAUAGAUUCUGGGUGUUUUAACAUGUUAUUCUGUUGUGACCUCUCAUUCCAGAAGGCAAACCUUAAGCUUAGCCUGAAACACGUCUACAUUUAUGCACUCCAUGUUGUAGCUCAUCUGUGCACAAUGAGAUGAUUUAUUCUCUAGUGUUCUCCCCCCAGCACAGUUCACAAGCAAUAAGUUCAGAUUUGGGUCAUCACAAGCUGUAUUUGGGGAAUCCUCCUUCUGUCUUAACUCUAACUGUGACUUCAGUAUUACCAAGUCAUUUGAAACCAAGGCAGUUGGAGCUGUUUCAGGCUAGAGCUGACCCUGCCUCCGAGAAGGAUUUCCACUUGGUGGGUCCAGCUUUUUGCCAGAUUGCCAAUUCCUUGAAGGUUAAACAGGAGGAUGUGGACAGUCUGCACUUCUUUAGUGGUUUGGGUGGUUGCAGACCAAGGCAUUCAGUCAUCCUAAGUAGGGCAGUCCUGGCACACAGAGUCUCUCUCAGGAUAACAGAAGGAGCUGUUGUCCUGGAAGGACCCUUCACCAUCCUGGUCCAACAAAAUUGUGUAUUGGAGUUCUUGUUCGUUCAAUUACAAAUAUGUUUCUUGAAGUUUUCAUACCACUUAGCAUUCUGGGUUGUUUCAUUGUGUCUUGCUGCUGCGCUGCUGCCUUGGAUUAUAGGGAGGCUUUGCAUAAAGCAGGUAGAGCAAAAGAAACUGUCUUUUAUUCCUUCAUACUCAGGACUAUUUCACUGUCCCUCUGCUGAAUGAGCUUCACAUUUUCCCCCUGGACAUGUGAAAUAUGGCCUAUUAUCACAAAUAGAGAUGUUCUCAUAGGCUUUCUGAUAUCCAAGGCAUGAAGUAUGCUGCAGAAGGGGAUUAUGUAUAAGGGCUCCUGUGAGGAGUCAUAACCUACAAGUGACCUGGCAUAUUACAGUCCUCCCCAACUUUUGCCUCUCUGCUAUGAAAUAAAGUUAUCAGUGGCCUGUCAGAGACAUAACUCAUUCUGUUCCUAAAUUACCUGCUAUUUUUUUUUCCUACAGAGGUGCUCAACCUGGUUUUGUUUUUAACUACACUGGCAUCCUAGCCCAUCCAGCCCUCUGAAGUAGCAAGCGCUGCCCUCCAAAUCCCAAUGCAGUGUCGGUCCCAGUGGUUCAAUCAGACCAGUAGAUGCAAAGAAACCAUUUGCAGUAUGUUUUAGCAAUACUUCUCCUAGGAUUAAGAAACAAAACAGAGAUUCCCUGCCAGGGAAUGCAACUUCUUACCAUGUUACCAGUGGAUAUGGCUGGCAAGCAGUGUUUAUUUAACCUGCGUUGUGGGAAAGCAUUUCGUGUUGCUUUUUUAUUGAGCGUGCAAGUUUAAACAGAGUUAGAUACUCUGACAAGGGGGGCAUUUCUCAGUGCACCAGCAUUUGCUUUUAAGGCUCACUAUGAGUACAAGUCACUCAGCAAAGGGCAUCAGAGUGGAAGGCUGGUUUAGAGAAAUUGGAUCCUGGCAUUUUUAACUUGAAGGGUAGCAAGAGGAUGGUGGAAAAGGGCCUGUGUAUUGAACACCAGUAGAUUGUACUCUUUCAAGAGCCAAGGGGAUUUUGAGACUUGGCUAUCAAGUUGAAUUAAAUUAAAAUGGUCUCUGCAGAGACUGGCUUAAUAAAGAGGAUAAAGUGAUCCACAGGAGUCUAGCUCAUUCACAUGGGACUAGGAGAAGAGAGUGAGGGAAAUAAAUUCUGCUGGCAGGCUGCCGCUUCUGCUGAGUAGCUCUGUUGGUUGGUCAGAAAGCCCAGCUCAGCAUCCCUCACGGCCCAAGGAAGAGCCUGGAGUCAGGCACUGGCCUGCCUGCUCUGCUGAGUUCAUACACAGGAGGUCAAAGAAGCUAAGAGGGAGGACAAAAAGGACCAGUUGAUAAAGAAAAGGUUACAGUACUUUUCACAGGAUUAAACAAAGGCAGGAUCUCAAAAAGAGCCUUGGUCUGCUCUUUCUGCUCCCAAGGAAAAGCUGCAGGAUGCAGCCAUAAUAACAGAAAUCACUAAUCGUCAAAAAUACUUUCUGCCUUUCCAAAUGCAACAGCAGGAUUGUCUCUAUGACCUAUAUUCUGUAAUAGAAAUUGGUUUGAAUAGUAAAUAAAAUAUUCAUAUCCAUAAUUCAUUUCAACUGUUAGACCAUCAAGACAGUGAGAAAAGAAAACAGAACAUGCCAACUGACAAUUUUUAAUAUAUUCUAAAAUACAUAAAUCUAUGUAAAGAACAGUAGUUUAUAUAAGCAUCAAUUUAAUAUGUGCUAGCUACAGCAGGAGCAUUUUAAGGCUGUAUAUACAUUGAGCUUUUUUUAGUAAAGAGGAGCUGGUGCAAUCUAUGCUGCUGACACAUGUAUGUACUCUUUCAGUAUAUGAAUAAAAUGUAGUUAAUGAGACUAA